AUGGAUUCAAACGAACUUCAGGACCUUGUAAGCGGUACAUGCAGAAGAAAUUCAAGUCUGAUAACAAUUCAAGAAGGAAGAAGAUGUAAAUUUAAGACAACCUACGGAAAUCUACGCACUAAUUAUCCCCACUCAUACGGGAACUAUCCGGAAUCCCGUGCUCUGAUUUCCCUGCACUUCACACUCUCAACCAAUGAUAAGGAGCAGCUGUAG
Necator americanus (New World hookworm) is the source of this 213-nucleotide messenger RNA. RefSeq lists its product as uncharacterized. Bases 1 to 213 code for a protein of 70 amino acids. Lineage: Eukaryota; Metazoa; Nematoda; Chromadorea; Rhabditida; Ancylostomatidae. The record is from RefSeq and is a predicted model, not a curated record. The transcript has 2 exons.